This is a messenger RNA of Kuraishia capsulata CBS 1993, 1917 nucleotides long. RefSeq lists its product as uncharacterized. Lineage: Eukaryota; Fungi; Ascomycota; Pichiomycetes; Pichiales; Pichiaceae. Gene Ontology annotation, cellular component: membrane. The record is from RefSeq and is a predicted model, not a curated record. The transcript has a single exon. Gene Ontology annotation, molecular function: sucrose:proton symporter activity. The coding region runs from base 1 to 1917 and encodes 638 amino acids.
AUGCCGGAAGGUUCUAGCGCGCAAGAUUCUCAUCUGCUGGGCCCUGAGGAGGUGCAGGCGGAUGAGGACCAUUCCUUUAUUAGCAACGCCAACACAGCAACCACUUCCGAUCGCAUAGAAGACCAGUUGAACACGGUGAUCAAUCCGCAUCGCUCCACGUUCUAUAUCAUUGUGCUGACGAUUGUUGUCGGCAGUUUACAGUUGGCUUGGUCGACAGAGUUCUCAGAGGGAACACCUUUCUUGCUAUCUCUUGGUAUCUCAAAGCAGGUUCUGGCACUGAUUUGGAUUGCAGGUCCAAUCUCGGGAACUGUUGGUCAGCCUAUUGUUGGAAUUUUCAGUGACAAGUGCAAUGCAGCAAUUGGAAGACGAAAACCGUUUAUUCUGGGUGGAUGUGCUGCCACGGCGUUCUCGCUGUGGUACCUGUCGCACUCCACUUCGAUAGUAGGUUUUUUCGUGCGCGGAGCAGAUCAGGAUAGGAUCAACCGAAUUGCAGUGCCAUUUGCAGCCUUUGGUGUGUACAUGCUGGACUUUUCGAUAAGUGUAAUCCAGGCCUCCAGUAGAGCUUUCAUCGUUGAUUGUGUGCCCACGGACCAGCAGCAGAUUGCCAAUGCCUGGGCAGCAAGGUCUAUAGGAUUGUUCAACAUUGUGGGGUUCUGGCUGGGAACAGUGGAUCUCACGCGCCAUCUGAGUUUCUUUGGGGACACUCAGUUCAAGGUGCUUGCGACUGUAGCGGCGAUUUUCCUGACUGUUUUGACAUGUGCGGCGUGUUGGUAUGUUAAGGAACGGAAUCCGCAGACGGAUAUCGCAAUCCGCGCGGAAAGAAGGAAACACCACAGGAAACUGAUCGCUAUGGGCAUAGACGACGACAAUCUAAAUGUUUUCACGGCGAUUGUGUCACUCUUCAAACAAACGGUCCAUUCGAUCAGAAAACUACCGCCCCAGAUUAAGAUCGUUUGCUAUGCCGAGUUUUUUGCUUGGAUUGGCUAUUUCCCUAUGUUGUUCUACACGACUACGUAUGUGGGUGAGCUGUAUCUCUAUGAAAACGGUUACUCCAAUCCUUCGAGCUUGCCUCCAGAGCAGAGACAACCUCUUCUGGACGAGGCUACCAGACGCGGCACCUUAGCCCUGCUGUUGCACGCAAUAACCACGCUGGCUGUGGACCUUGUGCUUCCUCUGUUGGUAUCGCCCCAUUCAAGUGCUGUUCAGACCCAUUCUUGUGAUUCAGCUUGGUAUAGAUUCAAGACAUUUGUCCAAAGCGUCUCCGUGAUCAAGACUUGGGUUGUGAGCCACGCUGUGUUCAUUCUGUGCACACUUUCCACAUUCUGGAUUUGGAAUUCGAGGAAUGCCAUCAUCAUGUUCGGUUUCUUGGGGAUUCCAUGGGGUGUUGCGCUGUGGGCGCCUUUCGUGUUAAUUAGUGAGGAAGUAAGUCGCAUCAAGGACAUCAAGGCUCGUGCUGCAGUCGUUGCAAAUCAGUACCAUCACCAUUCGCGUUCCCGCCAGUUUGACGAUGAUGAUGCUACGUUCAACCCUCACGUUUCGCCUCAGUUGGAUAGUGACUUUGACUACUCAUCUCUUGAUCCUUCGGUCUUAUCCGGAAUCAAUGGUGUUAUGGGAAAGUACUCAGCUGUGGUCCAUCCGAAGGUAGUGGCCAAAUAUGACCACAUGGAACACGAAUCUGGAAUCAUCCUUGCCAUUCAUAAUGUUUACGUUGCUGCACCACAGAUCAUCAGCUCGCUGGCGAGUAGUCUGCUCUUCCGCCUGCUUGCCUUGAAGAAAGGAGAAGAGGGUUUCGACGAUAGUCUGGGAUGGGUGUUUAGAUUUGGUGGAUUAGCUGCAAUUGGUGCUCUUGUGCUGAGCAUGAGGGUGAAAACCAAUGAGCAGCUAAUGGAGGAGGACUGGGAGGAAUCGCAAGCUUGA